AUGGCGAGGCAGUGCAGGAGUGAGAGCUCCCGAGGCGACUCCGCGGGUUCCUGCUACUACACGGGGUCAUGCAACUCCACGGGUUCCUGCUACUACACGGGGUCAUGCAACUCCACGGGUUCCUGCUACUACACGGGGUCAUGCAACUCCACGGGUUCCUGCUACUACACGGGGUCAUGCAACUCCACGGGUUCCUGCUACUACACGGGGUCAUGCAACUCCACGGGUUCCUGCUACUACACGGGGUCAUGCAACUCCACGGGUUCCUGCUACUACACGGGGUCAUGCAACUCCACGGGUUCCUGCUACUACACGGGGUCAUGCAACUCCACGGGUUCCUGCUACUACACGGGGUCAUGCAACUCCACGGGUUCCUGCUACUACACGGGGUCAUGCAACUCCACGGGUUCCUGCUACUACACGGGGUCAUGCAACUCCACGGGUUCCUGCUACUACACGGGGUCAUGCAACUCCACGGGUUCCUGCUACUACACGGGGUCAUGCAACUCCACGGGUUCCUGCUACUACACGGGGUCAUGCAACUCCACGGGUUCCUGCUACUACACGGGGUCAUGCAACUCCACGGGUUCCUGCUACUACACGGGGUCAUGCAACUCCACGGGUUCCUGCUACUACACGGGGUCAUGCAACUCCACGGGUUCCUGCUACUACACGGGGUCAUGCAACUCCACGGGUUCCUGCUACUACACGGGGUCAUGCAACUCCACGGGUUUCUGCUACUACACGGGGUCAUGCAACUCCACGGGUUCCUGCUACUACACGGGGUCAUGCAACUCCACGGGUUCCUGCUACUACACGGGGUCAUGCAACUCCACGGGUUCCUGCUACUACACGGGGUCAUGCAACUCCACGGGUUCCUGCUACUACACGGGGUCAUGCAACUCCACGGGUUCCUGCUACUACACGGGGUCAUGCAACUCCACGGGUUCCUGCUACUACACGGGGUCAUGCAACUCCACGGGUUCCUGCUACUCCACGAGGUCAUGCAACUCCGCGGGUUUCUGCUACUACACGGGGUCAUGCAACUCCACGGGUUCCUGCUACUACACGGGGUCAUGCAACUCCACGGGUUCCUGCUACUCCACGAGGUCAUGCAACUCCGCGGGUUUCUGCUACUACACGGGGUCAUGCAACUCCACGGGUUCCUGCUACUACACGGGGUCAUGCAACUCCACGGGUUCCUGCUACUCCACGAGGUCAUGCAACUCCGCGGGUUUCUGCUACUACACGGGGUCAUGCAACUCCACGGGUUCCUGCUACUACACGGGGUCAUGCAACUCCGCGGGUUCCUGCUACUACACGGGGUCAUGCAACUCCACGGGUUUCUGCUACUCCACGAGGUCAUGCAACUCCACGGGUUCCUGCUACUACACGGGGUCAUGCAACUCCGCGGGUUCCUGCUACUCCACGAGGUCAUGCAACUCCACGGGUUCCUGCUACUACACGGGGUCAUGCAACUCCACGGGUUCCUGCUACUACACGAGGUCAUGCAACUCCGCGGGUUCCUGCUACUACACGGGGUCAUGCAACUCCACGGGUUCCUGCUACUACACGAGGUCAUGCAACUCCACGGGUUCCUGCUACUCCACGAGGUCAUGCAACUCCACGGGUUCCUGCUACUCCACGAGGUCAUGCAACUCCACGGGUUCCUGCUACUACACGAGGUCAUGCAACUCCGCGGGUUCCUGCUACUCCACGAGGUCAUGCAACUCCACGGGUUCCUGCUACUCCACGAGGUCAUGCAACUCCACGGGUUCCUGCUACUCCACGAGGUCAUGCAACUCCACGGGUUCCUGCUACUACACGGGGUCAUGCAACUCCACGGGUUCCUGCUACUAUACGGGGUCAUGCAACUCCGCGGGUUCCUGCUACUACACGGGGUCAUGCAACUCCACGGGUUCCUGCUACUACACGAGGUCAUGCAACUCCGCGGGUUCCUGCUACUCCACGAGGUCAUGCAACUCCACGGGUUCCUGCUACUACACGAGGUCAUGCAACUCCACGGGUUCCUGCUACUACACGAGGUCAUGCAACUCCACGGGUUUCUGCUACUACACGAGGUCAUGCAACUCCACGGGUUCCUGCUACUACACGAGGUCAUGCAACUCCACGGGUUCCUGCUACUACACGAGGUCAUGCAACUCCACGGGUUCCUGCUACUACACGAGGUCAUGCAACUCCACGGGUUCCUGCUACUACACGAGGUCAUGCAACUCCACGGGUUCCUGCUACUACACGAGGUCAUGCAACUCCACGGGUUCCUGCUACUACACGAGGUCAUGCAACUCCACGGGUUUCUGCUACUACACGAGGUCAUGCAACUCCACGGGUUCCUGCUACUACACGAGGUCAUGCAACUCCACGGGUUCCUGCUACUACACGAGGUCAUGCAACUCCACGGGUUCCUGCUACUACACGAGGUCAUGCAACUCCACGGGUUCCUGCUACUACACGAGGUCAUGCAACUCCACGGGUUCCUGCUACUCCACGAGGUCAUGCAACUCCACGGGUUCCUGCUACUACACGAGGUCAUGCAACUCCACGGGUUCCUGCUACUCCACGAGGUCAUGCAACUCCACGGGUUCCUGCUACUACACGAGGUCAUGCAACUCCACGGGUUCCUGCUACUCCACGAGGUCAUGCAACUCCGCGGGUUCCUGCUACUACACGGGGUCAUGCAACUCCACGGGUUUCUGCUACUCCACGAGAUCAUGCAACUCCACGGGUUCCUGCUACUACACGGGGUCAUGCAACUCCACGGGUUCCUGCUACUCCACGAGGUCAUGCAACUCCACGGGUUCCUGCUACUACACGGGGUCAUGCAACUCCGCGGGUUCCUGCUACUACACGGGGUCAUGCAACUCCACGGGUUCCUGCUACUACACGGGGUCAUGCAACUCCACGGGUUCCUGCUACUACACGAGGUCAUGCAACUCCACGGGUUCCUGCUACUCCACGAGGUCAUGCAACUCCACGGGUUCCUGCUACUACACGGGGUCAUGCAACUCCGCGGGUUCCUGCUACUACACGGGGUCAUGCAACUCCACGGGUUUCUGCUACUCCACGAGGUCAUGCAACUCCACGGGUUCCUGCUACUACACGGGGUCAUGCAACUCCACGGGUUCCUGCUACUACACGAGGUCAUGCAACUCCACGGGUUCCUGCUACUCCACGAGGUCAUGCAACUCCACGGGUUCCUGCUACUACACGGGGUCAUGCAACUCCGCGGGUUUCUGCUACUCCACGAGGUCAUGCAACUCCACGGGUUCCUGCUACUACACGGGGUCAUGCAACUCCGCGGGUUCCUGCUACUACACGGGGUCAUGCAACUCCACGGGUUCCUGCUACUACACGAGGUCAUGCAACUCCGCGGGUUCCUGCUACUCCACGAGGUCAUGCAACUCCACGGGUUCCUGCUACUACACGGGGGCUGAUGCUAGGACCUGCGGGAGUCCGAGGCAGUUGCAGGACCAGCCGCUGGGCGGGCCGUCUUGUCGCGUGAAGAGAGAGGAGAUCGUGUCGAGGGAGAAGUGA
Molecule: messenger RNA, 3555 nt
Organism: Bacillus rossius redtenbacheri
Lineage: Eukaryota; Metazoa; Arthropoda; Insecta; Phasmatodea; Bacillidae
Product: cysteine-rich, acidic integral membrane protein-like
Exons: 3
Coding region: 1-3555 (1184 amino acids)
Source: RefSeq, a predicted model, not a curated record